Messenger RNA from Desarmillaria tabescens, 915 nucleotides. RefSeq lists its product as uncharacterized. The record is from RefSeq and is a predicted model, not a curated record. The transcript is spliced from 5 exons. The coding region runs from base 203 to 820 and encodes 205 amino acids. NCBI's taxonomy places the organism in Eukaryota, Fungi, Basidiomycota, Agaricomycetes, Agaricales, Physalacriaceae.
AUUCCCUUUUCCCUUGAAGCAAAGAUUCAACAUCUCUUUUGAGAUCCGCCGACAAAAAAAAAUCUCGGAAUAAGCCAUGGAUCAUUGAUCCUUUUUACAAAUAAAAUAUAUCAAGAUUGUAAUAUUUGCAAAAUUUUCCCCCCAACGACGUCAUGAUUCCAUCAUCGUGAUCGAACCGCAAGUUCGACUGGUAUCAACCAAGAUGCAGCACCCGGCACACGAAAUAUCUUCUGUCGUGUCGUUAAUCACGACUGCCGUGGCACCGGAAAUACAGAAGGCCGGUAUUCAACGGUACUUUACGCCUGAUGCUGGCCUCCGACACCCGUUAUGUGCAGUGAGCCCGGGGCCAGGCUCGCGGGAGCGUGUUCUUGGGAUAUAUCAGUGGUACCGGGUCAUGUCUCCUAAAGUUGAACUAGAUGUAAAAAGCGUCGUAUAUGACAAGGAACAAGGAAUACUUAUCUUGGAGGUAGUUCAGUCUUUCCACAUUCGACUAUCGCCAUUUAAGCCCGCUCCUUCACGCCUCGUUGUUCGUUUAACACUUAAAGAAGUUGAUAGGCUCUACUAUAUCGCAUUCCAAGAAGACUUUUAUCAUCCUGAUGACCUCAUGUCGCUCGUUGUUCCGCCUUUGGCUCCCCUGGUGCGAUUAGCAUUGGGCGCUGCAAGCACCAUGUCGAACAUGUGUGCUACAGUUGCUUACGUGCUUGGCAUAUCAGGCAUGCAGCAGAAGCGGUCAGUUAGAUCCGCGACUGACAAUGCAGCGGAGAAUUGGGAAAGCGACAGUGGUUUGUACGACACCGGUCCGCACCGGAAGAGCGAUUGAUUAAUUCUGGACGCAGUCUAGCACCUCCCUAAUAGACCUGGUAUUUUUACUUUUUCAUUUGUCCUGACUUGUGAUUAUAGUAAACAAUGCAAGGU